Macrosiphum euphorbiae (potato aphid) is the source of this 603-nucleotide messenger RNA. The record is from the annotation of a GenBank genome assembly. Lineage: Eukaryota; Metazoa; Arthropoda; Insecta; Hemiptera; Aphididae.
AUGCCUCCCCUUGACCGAAAUAGCUACAUUAACCGAAAGCAGGUAGCAACAGUACUUUUACAAGGCAUUUGUGAUUCAGAAUAUAAGUUCAUUAAUAUAUUUUCUGGUUGGCCAGGAUCUGCACACGAUGCACAUGUUUUUAAAAAUAGCCCAGUCGGUGAACAACUUAUUUCAAACUCAUUAAAUCUCUUUCCUAGAGAUAUGCACAUCCUUGGUGAUUGUGCAUAUCCUCUAUUGUAUUGUCUAAUGACACCCUGUAGGGAUAAUGGUCAUUUAACUAGAGAACAAAGGUACUUCAAUUAUAAACUAAGCUCUAGUCGGAUAGUGAUGGAACAAAGUUUUGGAAAAUUAUUUGGGAGAUUUCGUCGAAUUAGAUUUCUUGAUGUCUAUGACAAGACUAAGUGUGCCAAAUUUAUUACAACAUGUGUAUGUCUACAUAAUAUUUGUAUGGAUAGAUCAGAUGAAUGGAGCAAUCAUGAAGCCUACACAUCUAAUUCAAUAUCAAAUGACAAAGACACAUGUUCAGAUGUUAUAAAUAAUAAAAAUUCUGGCAAAAUCAAAAGAGAUGCAAUAUGUCAAUAUUUUGAUAACUUUAUAUUUUAA